Molecule: messenger RNA, 393 nt
Organism: Fibroporia radiculosa
Lineage: Eukaryota; Fungi; Basidiomycota; Agaricomycetes; Polyporales; Fibroporiaceae
Exons: 1
Coding region: 1-393 (130 amino acids)
Source: RefSeq, a predicted model, not a curated record
AUGGCAUCCACCACUAUCCUCGUCGCUCUACUCCUUUGCAGCUGGUUCCUCACCGCCCUCCUCAUCCUUGUCCUCAGCCUCACACUCUUCUUCUUCAAGGAGACUUACACUGUCAGAUUCCACAUUGAACACACCCCCACUCCCAUCACCGCCCCCAUCACCAAACAAGCUCUCAACUGGGUCAAUAACAGAACACAAGUAACAUCCCCUAUUGAACUAACCCCCACUCUGUUUACUGAUCUACUCAGUGGUGAACCAAAUCACCCCACUCAACACUGCAACCCUUGCCAUCGUCAACAAGCACCCCCACAUUCUCCUCCUUGCCCUUCUGGGCUCAUUCCUCAUCACCCUCCUUGUUACAGUGUGAGGGAGGGGGUUCCUUUUUUCUCCUAA